CCCCUCCUACCCUCUUGUUUUCGUUUCGUUGCACCACGAGAGCGUGAGAGAUUCUGAGACGGCACUGAGAGAACGAGAGAGAGACUGAGGCAUAGAGGUGCGGUGGUGGCCAUCGUCGGCGGUGAAUCACCUGAUUCGGCGAGCCCUGUGCCAGUUGGGUCCCGGUGUUUUCUCUGUUUCCAAACAAGGUGAUCAGAACUGUUGCGCCAAUGUGUUCGACAAAAUUCCUGAGAAUAGAAAAACAAAACAAAACAAUGAGAAAGCGAGGAGGGAUUAAGAAAGCAUCAAUACCUGGGUUUCAGAAUUCAAUCUCACUGAGAGAAGAAUCCAUCGGGAAAAAACAAACCAAAGGCGGGUCCAACAAUUCCAAGUCUAUGCUAAAAGUUGAGCACUUGCAGAAGCUAGCGGCUUGGGCCAGUGGGGAGGCUGCUAUUCCUUCUUUGGCUGCCACUUUUGGGCACCGUUUGGCUACUGUAACGGAGGCCAUGGGGGUACCACCUGACCCUUCUCUGUUUUCAUGCGAAAGAUGUGAAACAAUUCUUCAGCCUGGCUUCAACUGUACUGUUCGAAUUGAAAAGAAUAGGGCAAAGGCAAGGCGUAAAAGGAAGAAAACUAAUAAUUUCACCCAGAACAAUAUGGUAUACAAAUGCCACUUCUGUUCACAUUGGAAUCUGAAGAGAGGGACCCCGAAAGGACAUAUGAAAGAGAUAUGUCCCUCAAAGGCCAAAACAUCUUCAAAAUCAGAAACUGCAAAACCGAUGCUUCAGAAAUGUGCUAGCUUGGAGAAGAGCUCCAGAAGCAAAGAUGAUAUCAGUAAAACAGAUGAGAUAGCUUCACCAACUUUUGCUGGGGAGAUUCCUACAACAGAUAGUCCUGCAACUCCAUUGGUGAGAAGUGGCACUAUUUUGCUGGAUGCAAAGAGGAGAAAGAGAAACCGAUCAAUAUCCAAGAAACCAGCUGGAACUGAAAGCAAUUCUACCCCAACAGAUGUGGAAAAAGCUGCGAGCACGUCAAAUAAACGAAGAAAAAAAUCUUGGACUAGUUUGAGAGAAAUUGCUGACAGUGCCGACCAUGAUAGCAGCCCGAAGAUCACUAAUUUGACAAUCCCAUUUUGUUUAGCAGGGACUUUAUAGAUUUCAGUGUUCGUGUUUU
Messenger RNA from Corylus avellana, 1152 nucleotides. RefSeq lists its product as uncharacterized. The record is from RefSeq and is a predicted model, not a curated record. NCBI's taxonomy places the organism in Eukaryota, Viridiplantae, Streptophyta, Magnoliopsida, Fagales, Betulaceae. Gene Ontology annotation, biological process: RNA processing.